Ambispora leptoticha is the source of this 531-nucleotide messenger RNA. The record is from the annotation of a GenBank genome assembly. NCBI's taxonomy places the organism in Eukaryota, Fungi, Glomeromycota, Glomeromycetes, Archaeosporales, Ambisporaceae.
AUGUCUUUAAUGUCUUUAGAGGACCAAGAAAUCCCUGACAACUCUAUUCUGAAUGACAAUGAAAUGUGGGAUAGUAUGGAAAAUGAUGUAUUAUUACCGGGUGAAUCUUCUUAUAUUAAGACAUUAACCGAAGAAUAUAAUGAUCUGGUGGCGAUAAACAAAACGUUUAGUAAAGUAAAUGAGAAUUUGCAAGAGGCAAGAAAUAAGCUACGACAAUUUACGAAAAAUAUCGAGCAGACAGAUGAAUUAUUGGAUUUAUGGAUAAAUAUUUUAUCUCAAAGCACUCACACACAACAGUUAUUGUCUGAUCCAUCAUGGGAAGGUAUUACGGAGGAAAGACGUCGAAUAAUUGAAGAAACAGAGCGGGAAGAAAAAGAACGACAAGAUCGUGAAAAGGAGGCGCAUGAACGAGAGGAACAGGAAAGACAGAUUGCUAUUGAAAAAGCUAAAGAAGCCGAGAUUGCUAAAUUAUCUAAUAAACCAAAAAUAAAACGUGGAAGAACAACAACAAAAACGCGCGGGCGAAAUUAA